Molecule: messenger RNA, 1822 nt
Organism: Peromyscus californicus insignis
Lineage: Eukaryota; Metazoa; Chordata; Mammalia; Rodentia; Cricetidae
Product: liver carboxylesterase 1F-like
Exons: 14
Coding region: 16-1695 (559 amino acids)
Biological process (GO): lipid catabolic process
Cellular component (GO): lipid droplet; endoplasmic reticulum
Molecular function (GO): carboxylic ester hydrolase activity
Source: RefSeq, a predicted model, not a curated record
GCCUGUCCCUGCACUAUGUGUCUCCGUGCUCUGUUCUUGGUGUCGCUAGCAACCUGGGUGGUUUGGGGGCACCCAUCCUCACCACCUGUGGUGAACACUGUUCAUGGCAAAGUCCUGGGGAAGUAUGUCCGCUUAGAAGGAUUCACACAGCCUGUGGCCGUCUUCCUGGGAGUCCCCUUUGCCAAGCCUCCUCUUGGAUCCCUGAGGUUUGCUCCACCACAGCCUGCAGAGCCCUGGAGCUUCGUGAAGAAUGCCACCUCCUACCCUCCUAUGUGCUCCCAGGAUGCAGUGAGAGGGCAGAGGGUCAAUGACCUCCUAACCAACAGGAAGGAGAAAAUCCACCUCCAGUUUUCUGAGGACUGUCUCUACCUGAACAUGUACACUCCUGCCGACCUGUCAAGGAGCAGCAGGCUGCCGGUGAUGGUGUGGAUCCAUGGAGGAGGACUGGUAGCAGGUGGGGCAUCAACCUUUGAUGGACUAGUCCUUUCUGCACAUGAAAACGUGGUGGUGGUGACCAUUCAGUACCGCCUGGGCAUCUGGGGAUUCUUCAGCACAGGGGAUGAACAUGGCCGGGGAAACUGGGGUCAUUUGGACCAGGUGGCUGCACUGCGCUGGGUCCAGGACAACAUUGCCAAUUUUGGAGGGGACCCAGACUCUGUGACCAUCUUUGGCGAGUCAGCAGGAAGUUUCAGUGUCUCUGUUCUCGUGUUGUCUCCCUUGGCCAAGAACCUCUUCCACAGGGCCAUUUCUGAGAGUGGUGUGAUCUUCACUCCUGGUUUGCUUAUAACAGAUGCCAGAACAAUCACUAAGAAAUUUGCUGCUAUUGCUGGGUGCAAAACCACCACGUCUGCUGUCAUCGUUCACUGCCUGCGCCAGAAGACGGAGGACGAGCUCUUGGAGGUCAUGCAGAAAAUGAAUCUGUUCAAUUUACAAGGAGACUCCAAAGAGAGUGGUCUUUUGGUACUAGCUGUGCUUGAUGGAGUGCUGUUGCCAAAGGCCCCAGAAGAGAUCCUGGCUGAGAAGAGCUUCAACACUGUGCCCUACAUGGUGGGCGUCAACAAGCAGGAGUUUGGCUGGCUUCUGCCAACAAUGAUGGGAUUUCUACAAACUGAUGUAAAAUGGGACAAGAAGAUGGCCAUAGUAAUCCUGCAGAAAUUGUCUCUCCAUUUGGGCAUACAUGAGGAUGCAAUUCCAGUUGCCAUUGAGAAGUAUGUGAGAGGUAGCAAUGAGCCAGUCAAAAUCAGAGACGGAAUCCUGGAGCUCAUUGGUGAUGUCACAUUUUGCAUCCCAUCAGUGACUGUGGCCCGUGGUCACAGAGAUACUGGAGCUCCUACCUACAUGUAUGAGUUUCAGUACUAUCCAAGCUUCUCAUCACAUGCGAGACCCAAGAAUGUAGUCGGAGACCAUGGAGAUGAAGUCUACUCUGUCUUUGGUGCCCCGCUUUUAAGAGGGGGUACCUCUGAAGAGGAGAUCAAGCUCAGCAAGAUGAUGAUGAAAUUCUGGGCCAACUUUGCUCGAAAUGGGAACCCCAAUGGGGAGGGGCUGCCACAUUGGCCAAAGUAUGACCAGAAGGAAGGCUACCUGCAGAUUGGAGCCACCACCCAGCAAGCCCAGAGACUGAAAGGGGAGGAAGUGGCUUUCUGGACUGAGCACCUGGCUAAGAAACAACCCAAUUCAGAGCACAGUGAGCUGUGAAUAGCAGAGGCUAGCCUCAGAUCAGAGAAGCCAACAUAUGGUUCUUCCACUAAAGGUGUGUGUAAAUCAAAGAUGGAUCUGGGAGGAUCCUGGAAAAUUUUAUCAUCGGGAUGAGUAGAGGCCAGGG